CAAUAAUAACUGACGAAAGGGCCGAGAAGAUGAGAUUGUGUCCAAGCCUCUGCAAUAUACUGACGUGAAAAAAUGGAAAAUUCUAAAAUAAUUGUUGAAGGCGAAGCAUCUGAAUCGGAUGAAGAUGAGCUUUCUGGUCCAAAUGAAUCAUUAGAUCGUGAGACCACAGCCACUGCUGGCACAAGUAGAUUGACUGAAGAAAUCAGUCAAAAUGAUGGUGACAAGACAGGAAACACAAGUAGCAUAGUGUCUCACAAGGAUGGCGAAGUAUCAGUUAACACUGGUGUCAUAGUGUCUGGCGAGGCAUCAGAAAGUGAUGAAGAAUUUGAAAUUGUAACAAGUGAAGGCCAAAUCUUACCACUCAAUGUGAAUACAUCAGAGAAAGGGGACACGACUGACUUAACAUCACCACAAUCACCAUCAUUACCUUCACAGCAGAAGGAGGUAAAACCGAAAUAUAAUACACUUCUGAAUAGAAAAUUAAGAGAGAGAAAUAUAGCUUUAAGAAGGCAUAUUGUAGACACAAUACAUCAAAGUUAUACACAGGCUGCCACUGGUUUACAUAAUCUGACAAUUCAGCUUCAGAAGUCACAUAUAGCUAUCCAAGACGUGUCACACCAUAUGAGGAAUACAACAAAUGAUUUGUUCCAGUUAGAGGACAAGGUUGAUAUUGUUAGGAGCUGCAAUAUUUUACCAAACAUAACAUUGCCAGUGAAGCCUGUUGUUCCUGCAACUGUUCAGUCAUAGAGGAAGACAUAGUGAUGUUUAUGCAGUUCUGUGAUAAUUAUUUUGUGUACUCUAAUCUGAUAUAAUUUUUUUGUGUACUCUAAUCUAAUAUAUCAUCAACAAGAACAUUAUAUAAUAUUUGAAGUUGAUCUUAGUUAAUUGAGAAAUCUAUUGAUGCUUUAACUUUAUGUAUAUAAACAGUACUCUGUAAGCCCCCAUAAGUUGAAUGCAAGCUACUUUAGGACGUACUCCUGGCUUUGUUUUUGUCAAACAUUGUUUAAUAGAAAUAUUCUAAAAUCUCACAGGAGUGCAUUACCACUAGCUUCACUCAAAUCUAAACUUGAUACAUUGUACUUAUUUCUCAUAAAAAUUGACGAACUGCUUGUUGUAACUAAAUCUACCCAUACAACCAGUGUACAAUACAUCAAUGCCUUAUGAUCAUGGUUUUCACUGUUUGAUAUUUAAUCAGUACAUAUUUUUAACCAGGUUUUCCGAAGGAAAAAACUGGUUAUUAGAUUGAGGUAUGUCGGCGGGCGGACGGGCGGGGGGCGGGCGGGCGGGCGUAAACAAUUUCUUCUGUGCGCAACUCCUUCUACAUUUCUCAACGGAUUUUGACCAAACUUUCACAGAAGCAUUGUCAUCAAGUGCCCUGGCGCAUAUUGUCGGGGUUUUGCGAUUGGAUAAUAUUUGACCUAAUUAUGGCCCUUUGUUUUUUUUCCUUAUAUAGAAUAUAGUGUGAACAAUUUCUUCUUUGCGCAACUCCUCCUACAUUUCUCAAUGGAUUUUGACCAAACUUUCACAGAAGCUUUGUCAUCAAGUGCCCUGGCGCAUAUUGUCGGGGUUUUGCGAUUGGAUAAUAUUUGACCUAAUUAUGGCCCUUUGUUUUUUUUCCUUAUAAAGAAUAUAUAGUGAACAAUUUCUUCUGUGCGCAACUCCUCCUACAUUUCUCCACGGAUUUUGACCAAACUUUCACAGAACCUUUGUCACCAAUUGCCCUGGGGCAUAUUGUCGGGGUUUUGUGAUUGGAUAAUAUUUGACCUAAUUAUUGCCCUUUGUUUUUUUUUCCUUAUAUAAUAGAAUAUAGAUAGUGAACAAUUUCUUCUGUGCUGAACUCCCUCUACAAUUCUCAACGGAUUUUUGUUCAAACUUUCACAGAAGCUUUGUCAUCAAGUGCCCUGGCGCAUAUUGUCAGGGUUUUGUGAUUGGAUAAUAUUUGACCUAAUUAUGGCCCUUUGUUUUUUUUCCUUAUACAGAAUAUAUAGUGAACAAUUUCUAUCCUGCGCAACUUCUCCUACAUUUCUCAACAUAUUUUGACCAAACUUUCACAGAAGCUUUGUUAUCAAGUGCCUUGGCGCAUAUUGUCGGGGUUCUGUGAUUGGAUAAUAUUUGACCUAAUUAUGGCCCUUUGAUUUUUUUUCCUUAUACAGAAUUAUCAAUAUAUAGUGAACAAAUUCUUCUGUGCUGACUCGUCCUACAUUUUUCAACGGAUUUUGUUCAAACUUUUACAGAAGCUUUGUCAUCAAGUGCCCUGGCACAUUUUGUCGGAGUUUUGUGAUUGGAUAAUUUUUGACCUAAUAAUGGCCCUUUGUUUUUUUUCCUUAUACAGAAUAUAUAGUGAACACUACUCAUUGGCAAUUCCUCCUACAUUAUUCAUGUUUUACAUUGCACAUAGUUACAUUGUUUGUUGCUUGUAUUUGUGUUUCAAAUACAACAUAUUUAUCUACAAUGGUGAUAAUUGAAAACCUGGUUUCAUGGCAUUGCCAUGUUUCUUGUAAUUAAUUUUUUCCUAGAAAGAUUUUCAUGUGAAUAUGUAUGUAUUCAUUAAAUAUAAUAAAUAUAAGUUAUAUUAAGAAAUAGGUAAAACAUUCUUUUCAUAUUAUUGAUAUAUUAACCUAAUUAUGAUAAAGCCACAUUUAUUUAAUUAUAAAAAAAAGUUAAGGGAGAAAAAAAAUACAGUGGUCGCGCUUGAGAGUCUGCAGUUUUAAUAAUAAUUAUCUUAGCUUUGUCAUUAAUAGUUUUUCUGUGGCGGCUAAUUUUUUUUUGAGAUGCUCUUGGUAAUUGUUGUUCAUUAACCAAUAUGCAACUGCAAUAACUGCCAGUGUCUGAAUAGAUUUUUCUACACCAGUCUUUUACUAAAGCAGUGUCAAUAUCAAGGUUUCUAUUGACAUCACCCUUGUGAAAAUUUUCUAAAAUUGAUGAAUGUUUUUUGGAGGAUUAAAAGAUGGACAAGUGUGUUUAUUAGUGUUAAGGGUUAAAGAGUGGGUAAUAUAUUUAGAUUUAAAGGGAUACUCAGGCAAAUUAAUGACAAAAUUUUUUUUUAAAAAUUAAAAAUUAUCUUAUGUACUCAAAUGAUGCUAAAAUGACAUUUUUAAAGUCUCAGCAUGAAUUUCUGUAUAAAUUUUAUAUAAUUUGGGUUUGACCUGUAAAUAUAUAUAUUAAACAAAGUUUUAAACAAGUCAUGUAACUUGAACAAACCUUUGAAGUUAAAAUAUCAGAUAUUGUAUGAUUGAAACAAGUCUUAAGUCAUUCAUUUAAAAUGUUCUUUAACGUUUCCAGAAUUCACUGUGACAACUAUUGUUAAAUCUAAACGUACUAACCUGACCCACGUGGGUCACAUUAGGAAACAACCAUUUUGUCCUUAUAAGGAGAAAAGUUUUGUUCCUGUGACUGCCUAGUGUAUUUAUUUUGAGGACAUUCACAGAGUAAUGAAUGAAAAAUGCAAAAAAUCCCUUUAAACACAAACCAAUUUCUGUCAUCUUGAAAAAUUAUUUUAAGACACAUAAUUUCAUUUUACUGUCAAAUUUUUGUGUAAAGUUUCCUUAAAAUGAGUAAAUUGAUUUUUUAUUUUCUCACAUUACAGAAAGAGUUAUAGAAAAAAAAAAGAAAAUAUGUUGCAUAUAAUGUAUGUGUAAUGUAUUUAUUAUUUUCUGGAAAUUAUUAUUGUAUGAAAAGUCUAGAAUUUCCAGCACUAUUUUAUUGAUAUUUCAGUUGAUACAUUUGUUAUAAAGAAUAUUUGAUAUACAUAUGUUUAAAUCCUGUUACCUAUUUUUACUUUUUCUGAUAUCAAAAGAACAUUGUCACUGGACAUAAAAAUUGCAAAAUAUUUUGUUAUUAAUAAACACCAAUUUCCUCAUAAAGUCCUCUCAUUGUGUAUGUAUGUUUUGCUUCAUGAGCUUUGAUAUGGGACUUUGGCAGUGACCAAGAUGACAUGCUAUACAGAAGAAAAAUUUAUUGUUUUCCAGUAGCUAGUUUGGUUAGGGUAAUAUUUUAUUGAUUUUACAAGGCUAUGAGCAUGUUGAAUGUCAUAUUCCUGCUAAUUUGCAAUAUAACGGCAUAGUAGCUGGUCUUGAAAUGCUGAUGUAUUUCUGGAUGAUUUUGUAAAAUAAGAAAAAAUACAAAGAUUUUUGAUCGUUUUGUUUGUCACAAUGUCUUUGGCAAACAUUUUUGUAUUUUAUGUUAUUUACCUACCAUAAAUACGUGUAAAGGCUUGGUAAACUGUUAAAAGACUAAGAAAGUUCUUGUGUUUAUAAAUUAAUUUAUGUGCAAUAUAAACUGUGUACACAUUCCUUCAUCUGUUACGGAUUUGUGUUUUUUUUGUACCAAUAAUUUUUUAUAUCAUAAAAUGAUUUCUGUAAAAAAAAUAAAGUGACAAGGUUAGAUUGAUUUGUUUGUUCACUUUACAACAACUUAAAAAGUAAAAACCAUUUUCAAAUCUUUCAAAACUAAAUGUGCUGGAAUCAAUGAUCUGGAAGAAACAGAAAAAUAUAACAAAACUGAGAUGAAGUAAUGACAAUUAUGACAAAAAGAUGAAAGUGAACAAUUUUUUAAAAUAAUUAGUAUUCACCAUAAUAAAAACAUAUUGAUAGAGUUGAAGAGCUAUGUUAAACAUUUUUGUUUUGAUAGUUAUCAUUUUAAAUUAUAUAUUCAUUAUGUAUACCAAUUAUUCUUAGAUUUUGAUUAAAAUAUUAAUACUACCUGUA
Messenger RNA from Ruditapes philippinarum (Manila clam), 4706 nucleotides. RefSeq names its product biogenesis of lysosome-related organelles complex 1 subunit 3-like. The coding region runs from base 73 to 747 and encodes 224 amino acids. The transcript is spliced from 6 exons. Lineage: Eukaryota; Metazoa; Mollusca; Bivalvia; Venerida; Veneridae. Gene Ontology annotation, cellular component: BLOC-1 complex. The record is from RefSeq and is a predicted model, not a curated record.